GCAGCCAACCAAGCCGGCCCGGCCCCAGCCCCCCAGGCCGCGUCCUUGCCUCUGCCAGUGUGGGGUAUGGCCUCCAACAGCAUCUUCGACUCCUUUCCCAACUAUACACCGACCUUCAUACGAGAUCCGAGCACCAGCCGCCGCUUCACUCCCCCCUCCACGGCCUUCCCCUGCGGCGGCGGUAAGAUGGGCGAGAACAGCGGCGCGCUGAGCGCGCAGGCUGCCGCGGGCCCCGGCGGCCGCACCCGGCCCGAGGUGCGCUCGAUGGUGGACGUGCUGGCCGACCACGCGGGAGAGCUCGUGCGCACCGACAGCCCCAACUUCCUCUGCUCGGUGCUGCCCUCGCACUGGCGCUGCAACAAGACCCUGCCGGUCGCCUUCAAGGUGGUGGCCCUGGGGGAUGUACCUGAUGGAACGGUGGUGACAGUGAUGGCGGGCAAUGAUGAGAAUUACUCCGCCGAGCUGCGGAAUGCUUCCGCGGUCAUGAAGAACCAAGUGGCCAGGUUCAACGACCUUCGCUUCGUGGGUCGGAGCGGACGAGGGAAGAGUUUCACGCUCACAAUCACCGUGUUCACCAACCCUACCCAAGUGGCCACCUACCACCGAGCCAUCAAGGUCACCGUGGAUGGACCCCGGGAACCCCGACGGCACCGACAGAAGAUAGAAGACCAGACCAAGGCCUUCCCCGACCGCUUCGGAGACCUGCGCAUGCGUGUAGCACCAAGCACCCCCAGUCCCCGCGCCUCGCUCAGCACCACAAGCCACUUCAGCAGCCAGGCCCAGACCCCAAUCCAAGGCUCCUCAGACCUGAACCCCUUCUCGGAUCCCCGCCAGUUUGACCGCUCCUUCCCUACGCUGCAAAGCCUCACGGAGAGCCGCUUCCCGGACCCCAGGAUGCACUACCCGGGAGCCAUGCCUGCCGCCUUCCCCUACAGCGCCACGCCGUCGGGCACCAGCCUGGGCAGCCUGAGCGUGGCGGGCAUGCCGGCCAGCAGCCGCUUCCACCACACCUACCUCCCGCCGCCCUACCCCGGGGCCCCGCAGAGCCAGAGCGGGCCCUUCCAGGCCAACCCCGCGCCCUACCACCUCUUCUACGGCGCCUCCUCCGGCUCCUACCAGUUCUCCAUGGCGGCUGCGGGCGGUGGCGAGCGCUCGCCCACCCGCAUGCUGACCUCCUGCCCCAGCGGCGCCUCGGUGUCUGCGGGCAACCUCAUGAACCCCAGCCUCGGCCAGGCUGAUGGCGUGGAGGCCGACGGCAGCCACAGCAACUCGCCCACAGCCCUGAGCACGCCGGGCCGUAUGGACGAGGCCGUGUGGCGGCCCUACUGAGCACCCUGGGGACUCGCGGGCCACCCGGACCGGCCCUCCAGCUCCAGGCUACAGCAAGAAACAUACUUUGGCCUAGUCCCAGGGGCCAGAGCUGGCGACGGCUCCCAGAGCUCUGUCCAGCAACAAGUUUGAACAGAGGAUGUGGGGACUUCCCCCAGGACACUGCCCCAGCCCACACCCACCUCUGUUGUCUCCAGCCAUGCCUAGGAUUAUCUCCUGAGUCAGAGGCUACCCCUGCCCAUGAGGAAGGAGGCCUUUGCUGGCUAGAAAAGCUCAGGCUCAGAGAUGUCCAAACUUCCUCUCUCUCUCACCCUGCACCCCGGGGACCAGCCUUCCCUCUGCAUUGGUACCCCCUCAAGCCAAACUGGAAACCCCAACCCCUGAGAUGACUUCACUGUAGAGAGGGAGGACCCAGGACACACCCACACCAGUCCCAAACUUGACUUCCCCAUUAUUCCAGGCAAGCAGUCCUUGACCAGUUCUAGCUUAGCCAAAGACACCGGGCCCCAGAGCAGUCCCUGGUGGCAGGUCCCUAAAGGGAGGAAGGCCUCAACACCUCCAAACACAUUCCAGCCUGCAGGGUCAGCUCGGUUCUCAGGGACAGAGAGGUCCCUGCAGAAAGUGUUACGGUGGGAAGCAAUGGAAUGGUCAGUGUCCCUGCUCACUAGGCUCACUAGGUCCAGCCCAGCUGUGUCCCAGGCCCAGGCCUUGCCUGCCCAGGCCUUGCCUCCCAAUCUGCAGUCCGACUCCCUAAUGUUUGUACCUAGAAGCAAACAACCUUGAAGCAAAGGAAAAAAGCGACUUCAUCGAGCAUUUUUAAAACAAGGUCCGUGACAGGUGAAGUUUUGCCGAUCUGAAAGGCCCGCCUCUGCUAGUGAGAUAUCAGCAGACUCCUGCCACCCUCAGACCUCACAUUCCUCCCAGAAGGGGACCAGGGCCUCCAGGAGGCCUUGUGGAGGCUCUGGUGAGGUGUGCCAUGGCAGAGCAGUGUCCAAGCAGAGGUUAGACAAGGCCCCCCUUAGAUCUGGCAGGUGGGAAGGGAGGCCUUGGCCUAGGGCUUGGGUCAUGGGGACUGUGGGAGAUUGUCAGUGGGAUAGGUUAAAAAGCUCUGACCAGAGCUGGCCCACAGGUGGGUUUUCAAACUGAGUGAGCCACAACCUCUGUGGCCUUGGAACUCUCCUCUAGAAGGCUCCUUAGAGAUGGUCUCUGUGGUCGUGCUUGGCCUUCCCCAUGGCCCACACCUGUAACCACAUACAUGUACACUCCGGCAGGUCAGGGGGACCUGACAACGCUGUGCAGACACCUCCUGUUACAAUUUCUUUUGUCCCAACCUUGUUGGGGGGGGGGAAACCCAAAACAUUUUCUGUCUCUUGGAAGUAGCUGAGUAAGCCUUCCAGCUCCUGCACCCAGACGGGCCUCUUCACCUCUUCUCAGGAAGCAGCUAUAGCCCAUUGCCCUCCUGCCCGCCUCACUACUGGCCCAGACUACCAAGGAAGACACCUUCAGGAUCCUAGUGCCCAGCACUGUGCAAGCCACCCCAGACGACUACCCUUCCUGACAUCCAAACACAGGUGGAGAUGGGAAAUCACACACACACACACACACACACACACACACACACACACACACACACACACCAUUACUCCUCUUUCCCAUCCUUGAUCUUGAUUAUCAGUGACAGCUGAGUCUGUUGUCCGUCCCACAGUGAAUACAGGCAGCCUGGGCUGGUAAAAAUGGUUCCUUAUUUGCAAGGCUACUUUAAAGUGCUACUUGAAAGCACUGGCUAGAAAGAAAGCACAAGGAAGCUGAGGGGGCUUGAUACAAUGUCACUGGGAGGGGUGGGUGGGUACUGAUCCUUUGUGACAUUGUUACCCUGAAGUAUCCUACCUGCUGUGAGCAGGUCUUCCUGAAGCGGGCUCCGAGUUGAGGGGGAGGGGAGGGCCUGCUUUGCACUAUAGGCUGCUUGGUGUGUUUGUUUUUUAUGCACAACUUGCUUGUACAGUCAACUGCCCAUCUUGGGUACUAUUUAACUGUAAAAUGAAAAUUGUAUUUGUUACAAUAAUAUAACAGAUGCCUUGAAGGACC
Peromyscus maniculatus bairdii (prairie deer mouse) is the source of this 3414-nucleotide messenger RNA. RefSeq names its product RUNX family transcription factor 3 (gene Runx3). Gene Ontology annotation, biological process: hemopoiesis; regulation of cell differentiation; ossification. The record is from RefSeq and is a predicted model, not a curated record. NCBI's taxonomy places the organism in Eukaryota, Metazoa, Chordata, Mammalia, Rodentia, Cricetidae. Gene Ontology annotation, cellular component: nucleus. Gene Ontology annotation, molecular function: ATP binding; DNA-binding transcription factor activity, RNA polymerase II-specific; RNA polymerase II cis-regulatory region sequence-specific DNA binding.